AUGUCGCCGCCCCCAUCUGAAAAAAAGGCUUCUCCGGCCAAACGGACACCAAGGAAACCUGCAGCUCGUGGCAAGUGGAGUGAGGAGAAGCUGUUGACGAGCGACAAGUCUGUUCUCAUUUAUGAAGACCUCGUGAAGCUCUUAUCGAAACCCGAAGCAUGGAACUUGCUCGAUGAAGAUGAGAAGCGCGAGAUCCUAGCUCUUCUCCCCGCAGAUAUCCACCCGGAUGCGGACCUGUCACUGACAGAUUCAGAAUAUCGAAUCCCACCACUCCCACAGCAAUUCAUUCGAUACUCGACUAAUUGGCGGGAGGGUCUCCGUGUCUUCCAACUCGAUCUGGAAAACGGUCGCUACGAUCCCCAAUGGCUGCGCCAGGCCGAAAAUGCCAGGCGCGAGCGCGAGAAUGGCGAUUUCGACAAAUUUAAAGAAAGGGAGUUUGAGGAAUUUUGGGGACAGAAACAAAGGAUGGACAUGACGGCCGCCGCUGGCGAACAUGGUCGCAUACGGCUGCGUGAGCUCGUUGCGGCCGGCGUCAUUCAGCUUGGUGAUGUGUGGCGAUUCAACUUUGUCUUCGGCAGGGGGGAAAAUCGACUGGUUAUCGAUAAGGAAGCUCGGGUCCACGAGAUCAACGGUACUCUGUUGUCAUUCGUGGUUGCUACUGGCCCGCGUACUAUCCUUACCAGUGUCCAUGGUGAAAUACUAGACGGCGCAGCACAAGAGACUACGGAACCAAACCAGAGCACGGAGGCAAAGCAAGAAGAUGUCAAAACUGACCUUCCAGAAAACGCCAGCCCCCUUGAAAGUGCCGAGCCUACUUUCCAGACAAGUAAUUUGGACUUGAAUGAAAAGACAGCCCAAGUUACCGUAACGCCCUCCGAGCAGAACAGUGGAAAUGGCUCAAAAGUCCCAAAUCAUAUUGUGAACGAGAAGCCUUCAAUUACAAUCACAACAACUGAGGAGAUUGAGAUGAAAGAGAGCGGCGAGAACAGCCCACGAAAGUCGAGUAUUUCUCCCCACGACUCUCCCAGGGAUAGAAAAAGUAGCCUGCAGGUCUUGAUUGUGAGCCCAAGAAAAAACGCAAAUUCAGCAGGGGGGAAGGCCAAACGAACAGUGCCUUCUCCUGCGCCAGAGCCUCCUGCGAAGCGCAAGCGAUGCCGACCCCGCGAGCAUCCAAUACAACCGAAGCCUGAGCCUGAAAAAGAAGCUGAAGCUGAACUUCAAACCGAAAGUUCAAGCCAGCCAGGGCCUGCAACACAGCUAACGGAAUCUGAACGGGCUAAACCUGACCUCAUUAUAUCUUCGCCAAAGAAAAUACUUACACCCACAAAGCUCACUAAUUUCUCCACGCCCACACCUCCCAAGGAAGCUCAGAGACCGGUAGACUUCCCAAAUACCAAGAAAGCAACCAUUCAAGACAAGCCUACCGAAACCCCUGGAUUCGAAGCACCAGAGGACCUAUCACCCCCUACAUCCGAACAGGAGCCUCAAUCAGCUUCCAAGCCCAAACCUAUGGUUCCAGUCACACCUUACGGACCGAACGAGGUCGUUGUCUCUGGCAUCAGGACCCCUGCAAAUCUAGUCACAUACCUCCUCCAAAUCGAUGGCCGACCCAAAGAAGGCGCACGCACGGCAAAUGCAUGGAAGGAGAUCCGCUGCUAUCGAAAGAACCAAGAUAUGGGUAGUCUUUUCGAGGUACGACAGACCUGGUACUUCAAGCAAAAGAGAAAUGGAAAUGUCCAGGAGCAAGAACAGGAGCAAGAGCAGGAUUCGGACUCGGACUCGGAUUGGAAAGACUAG
Molecule: messenger RNA, 1797 nt
Organism: Penicillium atrosanguineum
Lineage: Eukaryota; Fungi; Ascomycota; Eurotiomycetes; Eurotiales; Aspergillaceae
Exons: 3
Coding region: 1-1797 (598 amino acids)
Source: RefSeq, a predicted model, not a curated record